UCAACACCGUAGUCCCUUCCUUCCCAGCAGAGAAACGCCCAUCAAAACCGUUUUCUUUUGUUCGUUUCCUAAUUUCCCGGCUUUCCCUCCCCUCCAACAUUAUUUCACUCUCAGUCGCAGAUUCCCUUCUCCCUCCCUUAUCUCCUCCCUCCGCCACCGUCCCCACACAAAAAAAUCUCCUCCUUCCGCCAUUUCCCCUCGGGCCAGCAAUCCAGCUCCGUGACUACACUCCUCAAUCCUCCCAAUCGAGAAUUCCUGAAUUUCCAAUGGAAGCGGCCGCUGCAUCAGCUCCCUUCAGCAACACCUACUACUACAUUCCUCCUCUCGCCUUCCUCUCUAGGGUUUCCAUUUCCCUCCACCCCGCCUCCCGCCGCCACCAACAACAACGACACCAGUUCUUUCGCCGCUCCUCCUCCUCCUCCAUCCCGUUCUCUCGUGGCCGCAGCUGCUGCUUCGCGUCCAGUCCGGAGGCCUUGGUCUCCGCCGCCAAUUCAGCUCCCGGACGUGGAGUUGCGAACAAGAGAGGUGGAGGAGACGGUGAGGAGAAGGACGAGUGUGGCGAUUUGAAGUCGUGGAUGCAUCAGAACGGUCUCCCUCCUUGCAAAGUCGUUCUUAGAGAUAGGCCGUCCCUCGACGAGAAGCUUUGCUCCAUUCAUUAUGUCGCAGCUAGCGAAGAUCUUCAGGCUGGGGAUGUGGCGUUUUCCGUCCCGAAUUCUCUCGUUGUGACGCUCGAUCGGGUAUUAGGAAAUGAGACAGUAGCGGAAUUGUUGACGACGAACAAGCUAUCGGAGUUGGCAUGCUUGGCAUUGUAUUUGAUGUACGAGAAGAAGCAGGGGAAGAAGUCGUUCUGGUAUCCGUACAUACGAGAGCUUGAUCGUCAGCGAGGUAGAGGUCAACUUGCUGUGGAAUCUCCAUUACUGUGGUCGGAGGCUGAGUUGGCUUACCUGACUGGCAGCCCUACUCAGGCUGAAAUCAUCGAGAGGGCAGACGGAAUCAAAAGAGAAUAUGAUGAGCUUGAUACAGUAUGGUUUAUGGCUGGUUCUUUGUUUCAGCAAUACCCCUUUGAUAUACCAACAGAAGCAUUUUCCUUUGAGAUUUUCAAACAAGCUUUCGUUGCUGUUCAGUCAUGUGUGGUGCAUUUGCAGAAAGUCAGCUUGGCUCGUAGAUUUGCUUUGGUUCCUCUGGGGCCUCCCUUGCUAUCAUACAGAAGCAGUUGUAAGGCAAUGCUAAGUGCUGUAGAAGGUGCUGUUGAACUGGUAGUUGAUCGCCCAUACAAGGCCGGGGAACCCAUUGCUGUCUGGUGUGGACCGCAACCCAAUUCAAGAUUGCUUAUAAACUAUGGUUUUGUUGACGAGGAUAAUCCUUAUGACCGCCUCAUGAUCAAGGCUGCAUUAAACACUGAGGACCCUCAAUAUCAGGAGAAAAGAUUGGUUGCUCAAAGAAAUGGCAAACUCUCCAUGCAAGAUUUUGUGGUUCAAGUGGGGAAGGAAAAGGAAGCUGUCUCAGAUAUGCUUCCUUAUCUACGAUUAGGCUACGUAUCAGAUACUUCUGAAUUGGAAUCCGUCAUGUCCUCGCAGGGUCCAGUUUGUCCAGUUAGCCCCUGCUUGGAGCGGGCAGUAUUGGAUCAGCUUGCUGAGUAUUUCAACAAGCGCCUGGCUUUGUACCCAACUAGCUUAAGCGAAGACGAAUUGAUGUUGGCGGAUGAUAAGUUGAACCCAAAGAAGAGAGUUGCCACUCAGCUAGUGCGGUUGGAAAAGAAAAUACUUAACGCGUGUCUGGAGGCAACUCGUGAUCUGAUAGCACAGCUACCUGAUCUCACAAUCUCACCAUGUCCAGCUCCUUAUGCUCCUUCGUUGAAAUGAGAAAGAGGUUGCAGAAUAUCUUUCAUUGGCUCAGGAAUCUUAAAGAAGUUUUUCGCUAGAAGGGUAAUAUGGUCAUCAGUAUACAAAGCAGGACGAAGGCUGGUGUAUUGAAAUGUGACAAACCAGAUAUCUUUACUGCCAUUUGUUUUGGUUUGCAAUUUUGAACUAUGCUGAAGACUCUAUUAUUGUGUUUGCAGGGUAAAGAAUUCUGAACGGAAGAGAUAUGGAGCUCAGUGGUGGUUCAUGGGCAUAGCUUCAAGUCUUCUGGUUGCUGCCUUUUUCAUUUUGAUUUUGUUUUCCCAUUUCCAGUCCUUUUACUGUGCAGCAGUUAGAUGAAAAAAAUUCUCCUCCUCUUCUUCUGUAUAGCGACUCAGCAGUACAAGCAAAUGACAGGCCAAGGCCGAUCAAUCGUGUACAUUACUACUGGUAAGGUUUUCUUUCAGAAGACCAAAAGUGGAGUAAGCUUUCAAUUUCCGUUUUCAAAAAGCUGAGAGGGAGAGAAAGACAAAGGAAGGCCGCGCCGCCGGGAGAAAGCUGGAAUCAAAGAAAGCGGUUUGACUCCCCCGCCGGCGGGAAACGAAUUUCGUCCCGAAGGAAGUCCUCUACACUGUCAAGCAAAAAUGAGCGCCAACUCGCGGGGGCCACGGCCCACGCGCGGCCGCAAUCCUCCGCCGCACCAACGGCCGCAGCCGGAGGUUUUCAACAUAAUCCCAAUCCACGACCUCCUCACGGACCACCCGUCUCUACGCUAUCCGGAAGUACGAGCCGCGGCGGCGGCGCUGCGCGCAGUCGGCGACCUCCGGAAACCACCGUUUCUCCCCUGGGAGCCGCACUACGACCUCCUGGACUGGCUCGGCUUGCUAUUCGGCUUCCAGCGCGACAGCGUGCGGAACCAGCGAGAGCACUUGGUACUCCACCUCGCCAACUCGCAAAUGCGACUCCAGCCGCCGCCGUCGUUGCCGGACGCCCUGGACCCCACCGUGCUCCGCCGCUUCCGCCGGAAGCUACUAACGAACUACACCUCCUGGUGCUCGUACAUCGGCAGGAGGUCCCAGCUCAUCCUCUCCGGCCGGCCUAGCAGCGACGACCUAAUCCGCCGCGAACUGCUCUACGUCGGGCUCUACCUUCUAAUUUGGGGCGAAUCUGGAAACCUAAGGUUCAUGCCGGAGUGUCUCUGCUACAUCUACCACCACAUGGCCAUGGAGCUCAACCAAUUCCUCGACGAGUGGACCGAUCCAGAAACUGGUAGGGCUUUCCUCCCUUCAAUCUCCGGCGAGUGUGCGUUUCUGAAAUCGGUAAUCAUGCCUAUUUAUCGGACGUUGAAGUCCGAAGUGGACAGCUCCAGGAACGGGACGAAGCCCCAUUCCGCUUGGAGAAACUACGACGACUUGAAUGAAUUCUUCUGGAGCAGGAGGUGUUUCAAGAAGCUGAGAUGGCCUUUGAAUUUCAGUAGCAAUUUCUUCGAUACGGUGGAUAAGAUUCAUAGAGUUGGCAAGACUGGUUUUGUAGAGCAGAGGUCGUUCUGGAACUUGUUUCGGAGCUUCGAUAAGCAGUGGGUACUGCUGAUUCUGUUCCUGCAAGCGAGCAUUAUCGUUGCUUGGGAGGAGACUAAGUAUCCUUGGCAUGCAAUUGAGCGAAGAGCAGUCCAAGUUAAGCUUCUGAGUUGCUUCAUUACAUGGAGUGGGUUGAGAGUUCUGCAAGCUGUGCUAGAUGCUGGAACUCAGUACAGCCUUGUCACUAGGGAGACAUGGUUGUUGGGGCUGCGAAUGAGCUUGAAGUUUGUGGUGGCAGUGGCAUGGACGGUUGUGUUUGGGGUCUUCUAUGGGAUGAUAUGGAGGUCGGGGAGUUCAAACGAAGCUGACCAGAGGAUCACUAUGUUUCUCCAAGCAGUGCUGGUCUUCGUUAUCCCGGAAUUGCUUGCCAUUCUGCUCUUCAUACUCCCAUGGAUUCGAAAUGCCAUUGAAGAGUGGGAUUGGAGUUUUGUAUACUUGUUCACGUGGUGGUUUCAUACCAGAACAUUCGUAGGCCGGGGACUUCGAGAAGGGCUCGUUGACAAUGUCAAGUACACUGUGUUCUGGAUACUGGUUUUAGCUUCAAAGUUUGUGUUCAGCUACUUCCUCCAGAUCAAGCCUAUGGUUGCUCCGACGAAGGCGAUUCUCAAGGUCAACAUUUUUCAGUAUAAGUGGCAUGAGUUCUUUGGCCAUAGCAAUCGAGUUGCAGUGGUAGUAAUGUGGAUGCCUGUGAUGCUGAUCUACUUCACCGAUUUGCAAAUUUGGUAUGCCAUCUUCUCCUCCUUUGUUGGAGCCACCGUAGGCUUGUUCUCCCACUUGGGCGAGAUAAGGAACAUUGGUCAGCUCAGACUCCGGUUCCAGUUCUUCGCCAGCGCAAUGCAGUUCAAUUUAAUGCCCGAGGAGCAACUUCUCGGCCCGAAGAUGAACCUAGUGAAGAAGCUUCGAGACGCGAUUCACAGAUUGAGACUGAGAUACGGGUUCGGCCAACCUUACACGAAGAUUGAGUCGAGCCAGGUGGAGGCCACGAGGUUUGCAUUGAUAUGGAACGAGAUCAUGACGGCUUUCAGGGAAGAGGAUUUGAUCAGUUAUAAAGAGCUCGAGCUCCUGGAGCUUCCGCCGAACUGCUGGAACGUUAGAGUGAUUCGCUGGCCGUGUGUUCUUCUCUGCAAUGAGCUACUGCUAGCUCUGAGUCAGGCGCUCGAGCUGGCUGAAGCACCCGACAGUUGGAUUUGGUUGAAGAUCAGCCAGAGCGAGUACCGGCGCUGCGCUGUAAUCGAGGCGUAUGAUUGCAUCAGGUAUUUGUUGCUUUCGGUGGUGAAGUAUGGUUCAGAAGAGAACUCCAUUGUUGGGAAAUUCUUCAACGAGGUAGAUGGCCACAUUCAAAUUGGAAAGUUUGCUGAGAAUUACAACCUUUGCCUGCUUCCCAAGAUACACUCCAAGGUAAUACAAUUAGUUGAGCUUCUGCGGAAACCCAGGAAAGAUGAGAGGGCAACUGUGGAUGUAUUGCAGGCAUUGUACGAACUUUGUGUUCGUGAGUUCCCGAAGUUGAAGAGGUCCAUUCCGGAACUGAGAAAUGAUGGUUUAGCCUCCCAGCGUGAAACAGAGCUGCUCUUUGAGAAUGCUGUUCAGUUCCCCGACGCUGAAGAUGAGUUCUUCAAUCGACAACUGAGGCGUGUGCACACAAUUCUCACAUCACGAGAUUCCAUGCACGACGUUCCUAAGAACAUCGAGGCGAGACGGCGAAUUGCUUUCUUCAGCAAUUCUCUGUUCAUGAACAUGCCACGUGCGCCAAAUGUCGAGAAGAUGAUGGCGUUCAGUGUGCUGACACCUUACUAUGACGAAGAGGUUUGUUUUGGGAAAGAGAAUCUUCGCACUCCGAAUGAGGAUGGAAUCUCGAUCCUGUUUUAUCUGCAGAAGAUCUAUGAGGAUGAGUGGAGGAACUUCAUGGAGAGAAUGAAGAGGGAAGGAAUGGAGGACGAGGAUGAUGUGUGGGACAAGAAAUCAAGGGAUCUUCGUCUUUGGGCUUCGUACAGAGGGCAGACAUUGUCGCGAACUGUUAGAGGGAUGAUGUAUUAUUACAGGGCUCUGAAGAUGCUUGCCUACCUUGAUUCGGCCUCUGAGGUUGAUAUUAGGGCGGGAACGCAGGAGAUUGCUUCUCAUCAUUCAUCGAGGAGGAACAACCGACAGUUGGGUGAUGAUGGUCUGAACUCUGCCGGAGGGGGAGGAGGAGAGAGACCAUCAUUGAGGAAGCUGGGCAGAGCAACGAGCACCGUGGGGCUCUUGUUCAAGGGACACGAGUAUGGGAGCGCGCUCAUGAAGUUCACCUACGUUGUUGCUUGUCAGGUCUACGGGCAGCACAAAGCCAAGGGUGAUCCUCGAGCCGACGAGAUCCUCCACCUGAUGAAGAACAACGAGGCACUUCGAGUUGCGUACGUCGAUGAGGUCCACUUGGGGAGAGAUGAAGCCGAGUACUACUCCGUCCUCGUGAAGUAUGAUCAAGAACAGCAGAGAGAAGUCGAGGUAUACCGUGUCAGGCUGCCCGGUCCUCUCAAGCUCGGGGAAGGGAAGCCCGAGAAUCAAAACCAUGCAUUCAUCUUCACUCGCGGAGAUGCAGUUCAGACCAUCGACAUGAACCAGGACAACUCCUUCGAGGAAGCUCUCAAGAUGAGGAAUCUGCUGGAGGAGUUCAAGGUACAUUAUGGAAUCAGGAGGCCGACGAUCUUGGGUGUUCGUGAGAACAUCUUCACCGGUUCGGUUUCCUCUCUUGCCUGGUUCAUGUCUGCUCAGGAGACGAGCUUUGUGACUCUUGGCCAGAGAGUUCUGGCGAAUCCUUUGAAGAUUAGGAUGCAUUAUGGUCAUCCGGAUGUGUUUGACCGGUUCUGGUUCAUGCCACGUGGCGGGGUCAGCAAAGCUUCUCGGCUGAUCAAUAUCAGUGAGGAUAUAUUUGCUGGGUUCAACUGUACCCUUCGAGGAGGCAAUGUGACUCAUCAUGAAUAUAUACAGGUGGGCAAAGGCCGGGAUGUCGGAUUGAACCAGAUAUCAAUGUUUGAAGCCAAGGUAGCAAGUGGCAACGGCGAGCAAAUAUUAAGCCGAGACGUCUACAGACUAGGCCACAGAUUGGAUUUCUUCCGAAUGCUCUCGUUCUACUACACUACAGUUGGCUUCUUCUUCAACACAAUGGUGGUCGUACUAACCGUCUACUCCUUCCUCUGGGGCCGUCUCUACCUCGCUCUCAGCGGCAUAGAAGGCUACGCCAUGGAAACUAGCAAGAACAACAAGGCCUUCGGCGUAAUCCUGAACCAGCAGUUCUUCAUCCAGAUCGGCCUCUUCACCGCCCUCCCCAUGGUGGUUGAAAACUCCCUCGAGCAUGGCUUUCUCCCUGCCGUCUGGGACUUCUUGACCAUGCAGCUCCAACUGGCAUCUGUCUUCUACACUUUCUCCAUGGGCACCCGAGCCCAUUUCUUCGGCCGGACCAUCCUUCACGGUGGUGCCAAGUACCGUGCCACUGGCCGCGGGUUCGUGGUCCAGCACAAGAGCUUUGCUGAAAAUUACAGGCUCUACUCUCGAAGUCACUUCGUCAAGGCCAUUGAGCUCGGUGUGAUUCUCAUAGUCUACGCAGCUCACAGCCCCAUGGCACAGGACAGCUUUGUUUACUUGGCGAUGACGUUAUCAAGCUGGUUCCUCGUCUUGUCGUGGAUCAUGGCCCCAUUCGUUUUCAACCCGUCAGGAUUUGACUGGUUGAAGACGGUAUAUGACUUUGAGGACUUCUUGAAUUGGAUAUGGUACAAAGGUGGCGUGUUCACUAAGGCAGAGCACAGUUGGGAGACCUGGUGGUACGAGGAACAGGACCAUUUGCGAACCACGGGACUCUGGGGUAAGCUCUUAGAGAUCAUCCUCGAUCUCCGGUACUUCAUGUUCCAAUACGGCGUCGUGUACCAGCUCAACAUCACCGGCGGGAAGACCAGCAUUUCAGUUUACCUGCUGUCGUGGAUUUACAUGAUCGCGGUGAUGGGGAUCUAUGUCGUGAUGAUGUACGCUCAAGAGAGAUUUGCGGCGAAGGAGCAUAUCAAGUACAGGCUGACACAGCUCGUGGUGAUCUCGAUGACCGUGCUUGUACUGACUCUAUUGUUGGACUUUACGUCGUUCACGUUGCUGGAUUUGGUCAGCAGCAUGCUGGCGUUUGUGCCCACAGGGUGGGGGCUGAUAAGCAUUGCUCUCGUGCUGAGGCCUUUUUUGGAGUCUACAGUGGUUUGGGAUACGGUGGUUUCGUUGGCGAGGAUUUAUGAUCUGCUGUUUGGAGUGAUUGUGAUGGCCCCCGUGGCGUUGUUGUCGUGGUUGCCAGGGUUUCAGGCCAUGCAGACGAGGAUUCUGUUCAACGAGGCCUUUAGUAGGGGCCUGCAGAUUUCCAGGAUUCUUAGUGGGAAGAAAACCAAUUGAUGGGUCAAGCAAGCUAAGGACCAGUUCAUGGGUGACAAUUGCUCUGAAAGGAACAGCCCUUUGAAAAUGGCAGAUCUUUUUUCUGGAUGGGAAGACAGAGCUCACAUUUCGCUGGGGACACUGAUGUUUCGUAUCCCUCGUAAGACGAGUCAUUAACAAGACAACAAGGGCACCCAAAAACCUGGCAUUGACCGUGGAAGAGAUGUAGAAUUCACUAUGCUUUCUCUGUGUUCGAAUGCUGACAAACACGCUUGCCGUUGGAUGAAUCUGCAUUCAGAUUUGUUAUCCAUGUUCAAGAGCCUGCUGGUUUUCCCUUUCCAAUUGGGCGUUGUUCAUAUUCUGGUACUACUCUCCCACUUAUUUCAGUCCUUCCUACGCCGAAAUUGUAUGAAGUUCUCGCAUCCUCUGUAUAUCACGUAGCAUUGCUAGCGAUUAAGGUUGUACAUUACUAGAGAAGGACUAGGUAGCUAAUUCCUUUUGUUAGUAAUAGCCUAAUAAUAGGCCUCGUUGAAACAAACCAGCUAGCUAAUUCAGCAGCUCUCAGUGAAUUGUAAAUGAUUUUGAUUCAAA
Molecule: messenger RNA, 8380 nt
Organism: Linum tenue
Lineage: Eukaryota; Viridiplantae; Streptophyta; Magnoliopsida; Malpighiales; Linaceae
Source: the annotation of a GenBank genome assembly